GCCCGCGCGCACGGAGCUGCCGCCGCCGCGGCCAUGGGCUGCACCGUGAGCGCCGAGGACAAGGCGGCCGCCGAGCGCUCCCGCAUGAUCGACAGGAACCUGCGCGAGGACGGCGAGAAGGCGGCGCGCGAGGUCAAGCUGCUGCUGCUCGGUGCCGGUGAGUCCGGGAAGAGCACCAUCGUCAAACAGAUGAAGAUUAUCCAUGAAGAUGGCUACUCGGAAGAGGAGUGCCGGCAGUACAAGGCUGUGGUCUACAGCAACACCAUCCARUCCAUCAUGGCCAUCAUCAAGGCCAUGGGGAACCUGCAGAUUGACUUUGGCGACUCCUCCAGAGCGGACGAUGCUCGCCAGUUGUUCGCGCUCUCCUGCACCGCGGAGGAGCAGGGCAUCAUGCCAGAGGACCUUGCCAACGUGAUCCGGAGGCUGUGGGCUGACAACGGCGUCCAGGCCUGCUUCAACCGCUCGCGAGAAUACCAGCUCAACGACUCUGCUGCCUACUACCUGAAUGACCUGGAGCGUAUAGCGCGAGCUGACUACAUCCCCACGCAGCAGGAUGUGCUGCGAACCAGGGUGAAGACCACCGGCAUUGUCGAGACUCAUUUCACCUUCAAGGACCUGCAUUUCAAGAUGUUCGACGUGGGCGGCCAGCGGUCAGAGCGAAAGAAGUGGAUCCACUGCUUCGAGGGGGUGACGGCCAUCAUCUUCUGCGUGGCCCUCAGCGCCUACGACCUGGUGCUGGCCGAAGAUGAGGAAAUGAACCGCAUGCAUGAGAGCAUGAAGCUCUUUGACAGCAUCUGCAACAACAAGUGGUUCACAGACACAUCCAUCAUCCUCUUCCUCAACAAGAAAGACCUCUUUGAGGAGAAAAUCGUACACAGCCCCCUGACCAUCUGCUUCCCGGAGUACUCAGGGGCCAACAAGUAUGAUGAGGCUGCCAGCUACAUCCAGAGCAAGUUUGAGGACCUCAACAAGCGGAAGGACACGAAGGAGAUCUACACGCACUUCACCUGCGCCACCGACACCAAGAACGUGCAGUUCGUCUUUGAUGCCGUCACUGAUGUCAUCAUCAAAAACAACCUGAAGGACUGCGGGCUCUUCUGAGGGCGAGCGGCGCCAGGCGGCCAGGGUGCCCGGACGUGCCUGUCCCGCCAGGAGUGCCAUGGCCAGUGAAGGAAGGACCGCGCCACAUAACAACUUCUGCUUCUCUUCUUUUGGUUUCUUCCCCCCCCGCUCCCUUCCCAACGCUGUAAAGAGACUUUGGUUAUGUUCGGGGUGGCAGGUCGCGCUCAGUGCCACCUCCCGGCCCAGCCUGCGCCGUCCCCUUCAUCCCCUGCCGCCGCGAGCCCCGCGGCUGCGGCCUGCACCCGUGGGCUCCGCUCUCGCUUCCUCUCUCAGCUCCAGCAGCUUGGGAAAGAAUGAGGUUUUAAUCUUCGGUUUUAACUGGUCGAGAUUGCUCCAAACCAACCCUCCUUU
Molecule: messenger RNA, 1473 nt
Organism: Nothoprocta perdicaria
Lineage: Eukaryota; Metazoa; Chordata; Aves; Tinamiformes; Tinamidae
Gene: GNAI2
Product: G protein subunit alpha i2
Exons: 9
Coding region: 34-1101 (355 amino acids)
Biological process (GO): adenylate cyclase-modulating G protein-coupled receptor signaling pathway; gamma-aminobutyric acid signaling pathway
Cellular component (GO): heterotrimeric G-protein complex
Molecular function (GO): GTPase activity; G-protein beta/gamma-subunit complex binding; G protein-coupled receptor binding
Source: RefSeq, a predicted model, not a curated record